GUAGGAUCCUGAGCUGUCAGUCUACUUGUGGGAUUACUGAAGAGUUGUUUUGUGAAGACCAUCCUUUAGUGGAAUCUCGAUGUUUGGCAGCACUAGAAAACUGAUGUAUCCUAUCCUUACUAAUACUCGGAGAAUAUAGCCAAAGUGAGGCAGCGCGACUCCUUCGUUGAAUUGACAUUGUUUAUGCAAAGUAAAGCUGCCAUUGAACUUCAUCACAAGGAAAAAAGUGUAUCUGCAAUGGGCAAUCAAUAUCCAAUCUUCAUAUCUGUCUUCUUAUUCAUCAUAUUCCUUCUUUCAUAUAACUGGAAACACAUUGACCAUUAUUUCAAAUGUCAAAGAUGUCCAGAUACAACAAUGAUGCUACAUAAAGAGGUCCAAAAUGUCACAACAACAACCAGCCCACCAAUCAUUUCUCCACCAAAAGAAACUCUUCUCCUGGUUUGGAACUGGCCAUGGGGGGCCAGAUUUCCUUUAGAUAAGUGUGAGACAGAAUAUAGAAUUAAGGGGUGUAAGCUAUCUGCAGAUAGAGGUUUGUAUAGUGCGGCUGAUGCAGUCAUCAUCCACCAUGCAGAUGUUAUGGGCAAUAGAAAUGCAUUGCCCCAACAGCCAAGAAAUCCUUAUCAACGUUGGAUAUGGCUCAACUUGGAGCCACCACUAAUUAUCUCAAACCUGGGCAUGCUGGAUAAUUUGUUCAACUUGACAAUGACGUUCCGUCGCGAUUCAGAUAUUUAUAAUCCAUAUGGCCAUAUUGAAUCAUUAGAAGAAUCUCAAAACUUCACUAUUCCAGCAAAGUCUAAGUUGGUAUCUUGGGUGGUGAGCAAAUGGUACCCUGGUAUACGUCGUAUCGCUUAUUAUGAAGAGCUGAAAAAGCACAUAUCUAUUGAUAUUUAUGGGGCCAGACAUAUGAAACUGAGCACAGAGAAGUUUCAUUCAACGAUUUCUCAGUACAAAUUCUACUUGGCAUUCGAGAAUUCUGUCUAUCCAGAUUAUAUCACGGAAAAACUAUGGAUUAACGCUCUGGGUUCAUGGACAGUUCCAGUUGUACUGGGUGCCUCUCGUGAAAACUAUGAACAGUAUAUACCUGGAGAUGCCUUCAUACAUGUUGAUGACUUUCCAACUGCAAAGGAACUAGCUGCCUACCUACUUGAAUUAGAAAAGGAUGAUGAGAAAUAUAGAAAGUAUUUCAACUGGAGAUCCCGACAUAGGGUGAGCCCUUGGAAGGGAUGGCCAUAUUCUUACUGUAAAGCUUGUGAGAAAAUACAACAGGGUCCAAGAUAUCAGGUCAUUCGUAGUGUGGCAAAGUGGUUUCUGUAA
Molecule: messenger RNA, 1314 nt
Organism: Bufo bufo (common toad)
Lineage: Eukaryota; Metazoa; Chordata; Amphibia; Anura; Bufonidae
Product: 3-galactosyl-N-acetylglucosaminide 4-alpha-L-fucosyltransferase FUT3-like
Exons: 3
Coding region: 184-1314 (376 amino acids)
Cellular component (GO): membrane
Molecular function (GO): alpha-(1->3)-fucosyltransferase activity
Source: RefSeq, a predicted model, not a curated record